Messenger RNA from Brassicogethes aeneus, 1016 nucleotides. The record is from the annotation of a GenBank genome assembly. Lineage: Eukaryota; Metazoa; Arthropoda; Insecta; Coleoptera; Nitidulidae.
AUCGUUGCGUUGUCCGGGCCGGCUUGGUGCGCAUUAUUGUAGAAGCGUUGCAAAGUAAAGAGCCAAAAGAACAAACGUUAAAUUGUGUGUCAAAAAACUGGUAAACGUCGUCGAUCUACGCUUCGAAUUUUGGAACCAUGGGCGACCGAGGAGACGAUAAGGGGGCCCGAGUGUACGUCGGCGGGCUCAAUGACGGCGUUAAAAAGGAAGAUCUCGAGUCCGAAUUCGAGAAAUACGGCAAACUGAACAGCGUCUGGGUGGCCUUUAACCCCCCCGGCUUUGCCUUCAUCGAAUUCAAUAACAUGACCGAUGCAGAAACUGCCUGCGACAACCUCAACGGAACAGACUUCCUGGGCAGCAAACUACGCGUGGAAAUCGCCAGAGGCAAGUCCCGAAGAGGCGGCAGCGGCGGCGGCGGCGGGUUCAGGGGGGGCCGCGGCGGCAGCCGAGGGGGCUCCUCGUUCAGAGGCAGCAGCGGGGGCGGCGGCUACGGGGACCGCAGUUUCCGCGGCGGUUCCGGGGGCAGGGGCGGCAGCAGAGGGGGCGGCCGUUUCGGCGGCGGAGACAGGUACGGAAGUGGCGGCGGCGGAGGCGGGGGCCGUGGCGGGUCCAGAGAGGGGGGCGCCAGGAGGUUCGGCAGUAGGGAUUUCAACAGGAGAAGUGAUGACUUUGGGGGCCGUUCGGAUUACAACGGACGCGGAGGCGGCGGGGGCGGACGCAGGUUCGAUAAUGGCUCGAGAUUCAGGUCCAGGUCACCCAACGCAGGACCACCAAGACAUUAGAUUUUAAGUUAUACGUUCGUUUAAGUAUUUUAAGUUUAGGUUCGAUCUGAUGGAAAUAACCCUAUUGUAAUAUUAUUAAAUUGUUAAGACUGCAUGCAAAACAGUUUUUGUUUAAUCUUUAUUACUGUGAUGUUAUUUUUUAGGGUUUAUAUUGAUUUUUUUAUUUCAAUCGAAAAUGUAUGAAUGUACAAGUUUUGUACAAAUAUUGUGUGUAAUUACAUAAUUCUAAACCAA